Messenger RNA from Gekko japonicus, 1600 nucleotides. It is a transcript of the gene MYBPH, whose product is annotated as myosin binding protein H. Lineage: Eukaryota; Metazoa; Chordata; Lepidosauria; Squamata; Gekkonidae. The record is from RefSeq and is a predicted model, not a curated record. The transcript is spliced from 11 exons. The coding region runs from base 130 to 1503 and encodes 457 amino acids. Gene Ontology annotation, molecular function: protein binding.
CCCCCCCCCCCCGCGGCUUGAGCAGAACGAACAGAGAUCCACCGCUGCGCACCUUCCUGGGAUCCGGUGUCGUUAUCCCCUCCACGCACAGUCUCACCGAAGCAGAGAGCGGAGCGCCAAUUUCUACCGAUGUCCGACCAAGAGGCGGUUCCGGCGGCAUCAGAAGCCGCCCCAUCCGAAGCCCAACCAGCGGAGGCCGCGCCACCAGCCCCAGCUCCCGAGCCUGCUGCCCCGGCCCCAGCGCCCCCCACUCCCGAGCCGAAGAAGCCCACAGGACCAUCCCCUGGUCAACCAGUGAAUCUGACAGUGGACGAUGUGAAUGACAACUCUGUGACUCUGACGUGGGAUGCACCAGAACAUGUGGGUUCCAAGGGCCUGGAUGGAUACUUGGUGGAAUACUGCAAAGACGGAACUGUAGACUGGGUGGCUGCCAAUGAAAAGCCUUUCCUCUCUACCCGCUACGUAAUCCGCGACCUAACAUCUGGAGAUAAGCUUCACAUUCGUGUAAAAUCCGUGAAGGGUGAUGGAAUUAGUGAACCUGCUGUCCUGGACCAGCCACUCCUUGUCAGAGAGAUUCUUGAACAUCCCAAGAUCCGAUUGCCACGCUACUUGAGGCAGGUAUAUAUGAGGACUGUGGGACAGACGCUGAACCUGCUGAUUCCUUUCCGGGGAAAGCCAAAGCCACAGGUGACCUGGACCAAAGGAGGCCAGCCCCUGGAUGCCAAGCGAGUGAAUGUGCGCAACUCCGAAAAGGAUUCCAUUUUCUUCAUCCGCCAAGUACAACGUAGUGAUUCUGGGAAAUAUGAAAUAGUUGUUAAGAUCUUAGAUGAGUUAGAAGACAAGGCCACCAUUGAUCUCCUUGUGAUUGAGAGACCCGGCCCUCCUGAGAACCUGAAGCUGGUGGACGUGUGGGGCUUUAAUGUAGCACUGGAAUGGAGCCCACCCAAAGAUAAUGGCAAUGCUGAUCUGAAAGGCUACACAGUCCAAAAGUCAGAUAUGAAGACUAAGCAAUGGUUCACAGUCCUGGAACACUAUAAUCGUACCAGCUGCACUGUGUCCGAUCUCAUCAUGGGCAACAGCUACUCCUUCCGGGUCUUCUCAGAGAACCCUUGUGGCCUCAGUGAGAAAGCUGCCGUCACUAAGGAUGUAGCACACAUCAAAAAAACAGCAAUUGUAUACAAGCCGGAGAAGUACAACACCCGGGAUUUCUCUGAACCUCCAACAUUUACCCAGCCUCUGACAGACAGAACUACCACCCGGGGCUACAGCACCCAACUUGUCUGCUCUGUGCGAGGCUUCCCUAGACCCAAAGUGACCUGGAUGAAAAAUCAAAUGGAGAUUCGAGAAGACCCUAAGUAUGUGGCCCUCAUGAACCAAGGUGUGUGCUCCCUGGAAAUCCGCAAGCCCAGCCCUUUUGAUGGUGGUGUCUACACCUGCAAAGCUGUGAACCCCUUGGGGGAAGCCUCUGUGGACUGCAGGCUGAACGUCAAAGUCCCAGAAUGAAGAUGAUAUAAAGAGGCUUAUGAAGAACAAGUGAGCUUGAGUGCUUCCUAUUCAAGGCCAGCCAGACUCCUUAUAAAACUUGUUUUUGGUCACCCUG